UCGCUGCCCUACGUCACCAUGAACUUUGGCGGGCGAACAGGAAACAAAAUCUGCCAGUACAUGUCUUUGUCUUUGCUGAGGAAGGUGUUUGGCGUGCGGGUCUCGAUGCUUAGUUCCAUGCAGAAACCCCUGGAGCAUCUCUUCAUUAAGCUGGAUCUGCCGGGUGAAAAUCCCAAGUGUUUCCCAAGAUACACAAAACAGUUAAACUUCAGUGUCCUCUACCGAAAGCUUGUUGCCGAGAGCCAUGAAUUAGUGCUGCCUGAUGCACAACCAACUCACUACCCCCUCAACGAAUCUGUUUAUGUGUCUGAUUACCCCUGUCCACCCGACAUCCUGUUCCCAUUAAGAGAUCAAUUUCGUCAAGAGUUGGUCUUCAAGAAGGAGUUAACUGACAAGGCCAGACAAAAGAUUGCUGAGGGAAUUAAAGCGCUUGGUAUUUAUACCAACAAAAACAUCACCAAAGUCACCGUUCACGUCCGUAGAACAGAUUACAUUGAACAUAUAAAAUCGAGGUACCAGCUCACUCCACUGGACAAACUCUAUUUUCAACGAGCGUUUGAUUUCUUCAGGAAAAAAGUGCCUUACCCAGUCUUCCUGGUGACCAGUGACGACCCCAAGUGGUGUAAGGAAAACCUUAUAGACAAAGAUGUUGCUUUUGUUGGUUCCUCCAUGGAGGUGGACUUGACACUGUUGUCCCUCGGUGACCACCACAUCAUAACCUAUGGCACCUUUAGCUUCGUCAGCUCCUUUCUCGGGCGUGGCAUCAUCGUCUACCCAUAUAAUGAGAACAAGUGGCCUUUCUUCAGCUGCACGGAUUCUAAGAUCUUCCAGCUCCAACCGAUUCCCAGAGAUUAGCGUCCAUGUUCUGGCAGCUAUGGUCUGAUUCGAGGAAAUUGAUUGAUUAGUUCUUCUUUGUUGGUUCUUGUGAUAUCAUUGACUGUACCUUUUGCUAAUAUAUCUCAUAAAUCGUUACAUAUGGCUAUGUAUUGACAUACUGUUAAUAUACUAAGAUGUGUACCGGAUGUUCUUUUUUAUCAGUCACCAUUGUUAGAGCGGUUCGGUUUUCUAUGGCAGAUGUAAAAAGAUGUAUUUCCUUUUAAAUUAGUUUAUUUUGUGUAUUUAAUGUGAAUUAUAUUGGUUCAAUGUAAUAUUUAAUAUUUUGUAAUCAAAUAAUAUCGUAAGCUUAUACAAUACUUAUAUAAAGAAGUUUGGAGUAAAUAUUCUGAUUGUAAAUGAUGUAGUGAUUGUUUACAAUGAGACGCUCUCUCCUCCACAGGUGAAUACAUGGUGUAGAUGUUAGAUCAGGGAAGUGAUUGUAAUCUUAUUUCAUCCAUUGUAUAUCCUGCAUUUUACUAUUAAUUUACUCACCAGCAUUUAGGGUGAAUACUAAGUGAUACUUCUGUGAAUGGAGGAAGAGCCUUAUUGUGAGAUUAAGAUUGAUAAGUUACUAAAUCAGUUGAGCCAUAAGGCCAUGCCGUGUCAAUGUCUGUACGCUUUGCUUUAUUGUGAGUAUAAUAGUUGUUAAUUG
Messenger RNA from Homarus americanus (American lobster), 1528 nucleotides. Its product is annotated as galactoside alpha-(1,2)-fucosyltransferase 1-like. Gene Ontology annotation, cellular component: membrane. The transcript is spliced from 4 exons. Gene Ontology annotation, molecular function: galactoside 2-alpha-L-fucosyltransferase activity. The record is from RefSeq and is a predicted model, not a curated record. The coding region runs from base 19 to 855 and encodes 278 amino acids. NCBI's taxonomy places the organism in Eukaryota, Metazoa, Arthropoda, Malacostraca, Decapoda, Nephropidae. Gene Ontology annotation, biological process: carbohydrate metabolic process.